Molecule: messenger RNA, 1680 nt
Organism: Thelazia callipaeda (thelaziosis nematode)
Lineage: Eukaryota; Metazoa; Nematoda; Chromadorea; Rhabditida; Thelaziidae
Source: the annotation of a GenBank genome assembly
AUGGUGCUUUGUGGUCAAGCAUAUCUGAACAAUGUAAGUUCAGGGGUCUUCACGAGUGCACUUGAUAUCGGGAAGGUGAUGUCCAAUGGAAUGUUAAGAUUACUUGUUGGUGCCGCGCUUUUGGUUUUUGUUAUUAUUUUCCUAUUUUCUGUUUUACCUAAUUAUGCAGCAACUACAAGUGAUGAAACAGACAUGCAGUGGAGUUAUUCUGUUAUAAUAGAUGCAGGUUCCACAGGAUCUCGUCUUUUUUUGUACAAAUAUCGCAGUGUAAAUGAUGAAGAGUUGAUUGAUAUUAAACCAGUUGUAGAUAAACUGUCCUUACGUCCUGUUGUUAAAAAAGUCACACCUGGAUUGUCAUCGUUCCGAAAUAAGCCUCAAGCUGCUGCUAUUUAUAUUAAACCUCUUUUGGAUUAUGUUAUCGAGUUUAUUCCAGUAAACAAGCGCUCUUAUACAUCUCUUUUUAUAUUUGCCACUGCUGGAAUGCGUUUACUUCCCAUAAAAGAACAGAAUGGAAUAUUACAAAAUCUUCAUCAGAAUCUACCGUCUUUAACAAGUGUGCAAAUUGUUCCAGAGCAUAUUAAGGUUAUUGAAGGAAAAUGGGAAGGUAUUUAUUCCUGGGUUGCUGUAAAUUAUAUCUUGGGCAGAUUCACUCGUAACAGAACACUUUUGCGGCAACCUACUGUGGGUAUAAUUGAUAUGGGUGGAGCAUCAACGCAAAUCGCAGUUGAAUUAAAUGUAACAAGCGAAAACAUUGGUACAACUGUGGAGACCAUCAAUUUAGGUUGGAAAGAUAACGAUCAGACUUACAGUUAUCGACUGUUUGUGACAACAUUUCUUGGUUAUGGUGUCAAUGAAGCUCUUCGGAAGUAUGAACAGAAAUUAAGCAAUGAUUUGAUAGAAGAAAAUUCAAAUAAGUCGUAUGUAAGAGAUCCAUGUUUGCCAGUUAAUUUGUUGAAAGUAGUGACGAGAAAUGAUGGUACGCAAUUUAGUCGAAAAGGUGUUGGCGAUUGGGAUAUUUGUGUGAAAAACUUGACGUCUUUGUUAACAAGCACUGUAGUCAAUUCUGACUGUUAUUCACUGAAGUGUUUUCUUGGUCUCGUUCGUGCGCCUUCUAUUUCUUUAUCUGAUGUCGAGUUGUAUGGAUUCAGUGAAUAUUGGUUUUCUCUAGAUAAUGUUUUAUCUGUGGGUGGCUCGUAUGAUUUUAACAGGAUUUCAUCAAAAUCACGUGAAUUUUGUCGUAUGAAGUGGUCUACAAUACUAAUGAAGUAUCGAAAUAAUUUAUACCCAAAAGCAGAUGACGAUAGGCUUAGAUCACAGUGUUUUAAGUCAGCUUGGAUAACAGCUAUUCUUCAUGAAGGCUUCUCUUUAAGUAAAACUCACAAUCAUUUUCGUUCCGUUUUUGAUGUUGACGGACAAGAAUUACACUGGGCCUUGGGUGUUCUUCUGUAUCAUAUGAGAUAUUUUCCUCUUCGUGAAACUGUGCAGCAAAAGUUGCUGCAUUCUAACCACCGAAUAGUUAUUACGCGAAUUCCAGCAUACUGGAUGGGGUCAUUAUACUUACUUCUUGGUUUUACAUUAUGGCUCUUAUUUAAAGUCGCUAAAAGAAGAUACAUGAGGCGCGACCCAUCUGUAUGGGGAUAUAUGAUGUUGUCGCAAGAUCAGCUAUACCUGCAGCCUUAA